AUGGCGGCUCAGCUCGAAGACUGUACUAUUGUCUGGCUAUGUCCGCUAGAGAUUGAGCUCCGAGCAGCCAUUGCCAUGCUAGACAAAGUUUUCGACGAUAGUCCAUCAAGAGCCAAAGGCCAAAAUGUGGUGUAUACUAUCGGUGAAGUCGGUAGUCACAAGGUGGCUGUAGUUGGCUACUAUCAGGAACAAGGUCUGGCUGUGUCCGGAAGUAUGGUAGCGGAAGUGUUGCGUGAUCUGCCGAAUCUGGAGAUGGGACUCCUUGUCGGUAUUGCUGGCGGGAUUCCCUCACCUACUAGGGACAUUCGGCUGGGAGAUGUCGCGGUAGCUGUUCCCGAGGCAGAUCGUCCUGGAGUAGUUGGAUAUGAUCUGGGCAAAGCGGGGGAGAAUGACAUAUUUGAGUUGAAGCACUGGCAGAAUGCAACGCAUCCUCUUCUCCGCUCAGUCAUUAAUGUCAUUCGAGCUCGUAACGAAUCUGGAUUCCUACGGCACCUGUGCAUCCUGGAGGAGCGACCAGAGUUCCAGAAACCAGGUAAUCCUCGUAUAAGCGAUAGCUGGUCAUGGGACCAACAGUCACGCAGCACUACUCACCCAAUGAUCCAUUAUGGUACUAUACUUUCUGGAAACAGUGUGAUCAAGUCGCAGGUUAAAAGAGAUCAUCUGAGAGACAAAUAUGGUGGUAUAGCAGUAGAGAUGGAGGCUGCCGGGAUAAUGACAAGGCUACCAGUUGCUGUGAUUCGAGGCAUAAGUGAUUUUGCGGACUCCUCGAAGAACGAUGCUUGGCAACCAUACGCUGCGAUUACUGCAGCGGCAUACGCAAAGGAGGUUCUGGUCAAGCUACCAACCCAAAUUAGGAGGAAGUCUCCAGGUCUCCUUUCGACACCUUUUGCAGAUCUAGAUACCCGUUUGGCAUAUGCUCUGCCUGAUAUGUGGGCAUUUGUGGGGCGAGAAGAAGAGCUGAGCUACCUGGAGGAAACCCUAGGUUUUGAGGAGCAACAGCCAUUGCAAAAGUCUAUCGUUGGUCUCUGGGGGCUCAGUGGCGUAGGCAAGUCGCAAUUGGCAUCAAGGUUUGUGCAUCAGCAGCGAUCCAAGCAUCCGAUGCGUGACAUAUUCUGGAUUACCGGUGAAACACGGGAAGCAUUAGAGCAAAGUGUCAUCAAAAUGCUCAGAGGGGGGAAUCAUCCUGCAUUGUCGGAAAGUAUGUCAUCCGACAGCACACGAUCAAGAAGUCCGUAUGAAAACCGAGCUGGUCUUGUCGACACAUUCUUUGCAGAGCUUAAUCGUCUAGAAGAUCAGAGAUGGCUUCUCGUCAUCGACGGUAUAAGUGGACAGUCAUACCUAGAUACGUUAGAAACACCAUCCCUUGAUAUACACCGUUUCAUUGGAAGGCUGAAGCGUGGCUAUAUCCUUCUCAUUGCAAAAAGGCGAGACCUGGUAGAAAUGUAUCAUCCAAUUUGCGAAAUCAGAGGCCUUAAAAAUGAAGAUGCUGUUAAACUACUCCAAUUGCAAGUUGAUACCAAGCUCAUCCAUGCAAGAGGCAUGGAAGAGUUAUCAACCUUGUUGAAGGGACAUCCCUUGGCCCUUCGACUAGCAGCAUCGGUUAUCUCUCGUUAUCGAUAUGAAAUCACCGACUUUUUGGGCAUAUGGAAAAAUCGUGAAGCCGACAGCUUAUUUCUUGAAACUAACAAAGCCCUCUGCCUCUGCUUAGACCUGAGCUUUCAUGAGCUAGAAACCACUAAUACGGUAGCGGCUAAUAUAUUGUCUAUGUUCAGCUUUCUUGAUUAUGGAGACCUCUGGUAUGAUCUUUGCCUAACUGCAACCGACGAUACAUAUCCAGGUUGGCUCCGUGAGCUUGCAAAGGAGCAUAAGGCAUUCGAAAACUACUACCCCGUGCUAGCAGAUCUAUCAUUUAUUGAGUUGAAGUUCUCAGUCAACGGUCAACGCUUUUGGGAGAUUCACCCAGCAAUUCAAGCUGUGGCCAGACAAAGAGCAAUGUCUAAAGAGCAGGAGUACAUACGAUGUGUAGUCUCACUAGUGGCUGCACAGGUUCCACGAUCAUACGAGGAGAAUUUCUGGAACAAGAUGCGACGCCUAGAGCCACAUGCUAUUCAAUGCUGGAGUUAUAUAGUACGAGGUAGAUGGGGACCACGUACCAACCUCACAGAACUUGAAAGCCUUGGACGAUUGUUCCGCCACCUUGGGCGAUAUAGCCAGGCGUCAUUCAUUUACAAGAUGAUCGAGAAGGGACUCGACCAGGAGGUACUUACCAUUCCUAGAGGAGAGUUUUUAAGCGACGUCCUCACCAAUCUCGGCUUAGCUUACAUAGGUCAGCGUGAAUAUGACCUCGCGCUUCACGCAUUUGAUAAGUCAUGGAGCCUAAGGAGUCAGCUUGGCAGUCUAACGCCUGACAUAACAAUGUCUAUCAUUUACAAUAAAUCUGUGGCCUUCAUGAUGACUGGUAGACUAGAGGAAGCUGAAGAAAACUUGCGCAAGGCAGCAUCUCACUUUGCUCGGCAUACGCCGAGCCAAUACGGUCUGACGAAGGAUGAACGGAAGCGACUUUAUAUUCGCAUAUUAAACGAUAUGGGAGAGGUUCUUCUACGAAAAGGCUCAGUAGCUGCAGCAACUGAUAUCUUCUCCCACAUUCUUGACAGCCAAAGAGGAGUGUUGGGCGAAUCCCAUCCAACCAUAGUGUCCACCAAGGUAAAUCUUGGAAAGGCCAAUACCCAACUUGGUGAAUUCAGCAUAGCGCAGAGCUUGCUGCAGGAUGUUAUUUUUCUUUAUGCUGAAUGGUGGGGUCGUCGCCAUCCAGACACUAUGCGCGUGGUGGACGAGCUAGCUUCAGCAUUCAUGGUGGAAGGCGAGCAUAAAAUGGCUUUAGGUGUAUGUGCAGCUUCGGAAUUUCAGAGUGCGGAAGAGCUUUGGAAAGAAGCUUUGGACUUCUAUGGAGACACCUACGGAAAUCAAUCUCAUAUGGCAGGUCGUAUCAAAACUAAUUUACAUUACCUAUAUAGUUUGAAGCUUUGA
Molecule: messenger RNA, 3027 nt
Organism: Aspergillus nomiae NRRL 13137
Lineage: Eukaryota; Fungi; Ascomycota; Eurotiomycetes; Eurotiales; Aspergillaceae
Product: tetratricopeptide repeat domain protein
Exons: 3
Coding region: 1-3027 (1008 amino acids)
Biological process (GO): nucleoside metabolic process
Molecular function (GO): ADP binding; protein binding; catalytic activity
Source: RefSeq, a predicted model, not a curated record